AUGGCUGUAAUGAAUGACAAAGCUUAUAUGUGUUGGGAUUAUUAUGGUGAUCAUAUGGAUGCGUGUAUGACAUUUGACGGUCACGUAGCAAGUAUUCUUGAUGCAAAAUCAAGAUUUGUUCACGAUUGUGGAGUUAUGUGUGCGAAAGAUAAUUCAAUUUAUGGAGGCGGAGGAAGAUUAAAUACGAGAGAAUUUGAACAAUUUAUCGACAAUGAAUGGCAUUGGACAGUAGAACUCAAUCAUCCUAACGAAAAUGGUCUAAGGGAUGCUUCUUGCAUCACAGUUGAUGAAGGUGUUUUGUUUCUAUCAUCGCGGAGUAUCGGAACAUACUUAUUUAAUACCGAGAAAAGAUCAUGGAGUUACGUCGGCAACCCGAACACCUACAAUCCGACAAUUCGAUACAUUCAUGGCAAUAUUUGGGCAUUUCAAGGACAUCAUAACGACUAUAAUGUUCAUCUUAUAUGGGAUGGAAAUUCAAUUCAAGAAGGAGAAAGAGUUUAUCUUCCGGAAAAAUAUAAAAUCAUGUUUCCAAUAGUCAUUGAUGAAGAUGAAUACAGUCAUAUUUGUUGA
Molecule: messenger RNA, 570 nt
Organism: Oikopleura dioica
Lineage: Eukaryota; Metazoa; Chordata; Appendicularia; Copelata; Oikopleuridae
Source: the annotation of a GenBank genome assembly